Molecule: messenger RNA, 1944 nt
Organism: Penicillium pulvis
Lineage: Eukaryota; Fungi; Ascomycota; Eurotiomycetes; Eurotiales; Aspergillaceae
Product: DNA cytosine methyltransferase
Exons: 2
Coding region: 1-1944 (647 amino acids)
Cellular component (GO): nucleus
Molecular function (GO): methyltransferase activity
Source: RefSeq, a predicted model, not a curated record
AUGAUAGAUCUUGUUUCGGGGACGCGUCUGCCGGGUGCGAGCUCAGCUGAGUAUACCAUACCCCGCUGCGCGCUCGACGGCACCCCAGCAGAUUUAAGAGACGAGCCCUCCAUCAUGGGCUCUGUGCCCCCGAAUAGCCUUUCUUUCCAGCUUCAAUCUUCAUCCUCUUCGGUGAGCUCGCCCCAGAGCUCAGGCUCCUCAUCUCAAGCAGUCUCAACUCCCCUUGGAAGUUCGCAGGAACUCCCCAUCGACCUCACAGAAGAUCCACCAAAGAAUAUCAUCGAUCUUACUGACGAGCCUCUCGCACACUCACAAGUAAGAGCACAAGUCCCCAGCAAUCCAGCGGUGGCCGAUAUCCGCGAACAAACUGCGCGACUAACUCUGGAGCCCCGACGACACCCUUCAUCAGUGAUUGUCAAUGGCAUCAUCUAUGGACAAGGCUCAUCGGUUGAGCUCCAUGAUGGAAACUUUCUCCACAUCGACUAUGUCAGUCAGCGUGGGGGUGAAAACUUUUUCCAUGGCCGCCACUUGGUAUCAUCAGAUAGCCAAAGCGUAGGAGAUUACAUCCCUAGAACAGCCCGCGAAGUGAUUUGGAUGCCUCACCUCGAUGGAGUCUGUUCACUAGACCAGAUCAAAUGUUUUCGUCGCAUCCGCUUCACCAACUUGCGACGAAAAGACGAGAUUUUCGAUACAGAAGCCCAUGGAGAAGAUGCUCUCACAUGUCGAUUGAAGCUCACGCUCAAGUUCCGGCCAGUCCUGCGACAAGGUGCUCGAACCGGAGGAACAGAUGAUCAGGAGUUUGCGGUCGAGUAUCUCACGUUCGAGGAGGCAUCCGGAGGCCAUAAUGUUCGACUCUCUGCCCGGGAGUUGCGCGGCCAAUGGCGAGGUCGCAAUCAGACCACCCCAUUCGGUGCAUUCGCACUCGCACCUCGAGCUGAAAGACUGGAAAUUGAUAUGAUGAACCCUGAUCCGCAAUUCUGGAAUCCCGAUGAUACUAGUCGCAACCGUACAUACACCUUCGGCGAUGCAUACUGCGGUGCAGGUGGCGCCUCCUGUGGCGCCAAAAAAGCCGGAUUGGCCUUGACUUGGGCUGUCGAUAUGGAUGCGAAUGCCGUACAAACUUAUCGGCGCAAUUUCCCAGAAUCCUUGGUGGAGCAAUCCACCUUCGACAUCUUUAUGACGCAGAAUCCAGAUGAGCUGCGUAUCGAUGUGUGCCAUACAUCACCUCCAUGUCAGCCAUUUUCGCCGGCACAUACUAUUCAUAACCAGGUCCGUGACGAGCAAAAUUCGGCAUGCAUCUUCACCUCGCUCAAUUUGAUCAACAAGGCUCGUCCGCGAGUGUUGACCAUGGAAGAGACAUUCGGAUUACGAGGGCGGCACACUGAAACAUUCAAUCGACUGAUCAUGGAUUUCAUUGAAGUUGGAUAUUCCGUGCGCUGGGCGGUGUUGGAUUGCCUGAAUUAUGGUGUUCCACAGACGCGUCGUCGCUUGAUCAUCAUUGCUGCGGGCCCCGGGGAGACUCUCCCUCAAAUGCCAACACCCACACAUGGUCCAUUCGGCUCUGGCCUCAGGGCCUUCGAAACCAUCCAUCGGGCGAUCAGCGAGAUCCCCGACCCCUGGAUGGACCAUGACACGAGAGCAUUGUUGGAGCGUACCAGAAACGCUCACCGCGAGCCAUACAGCCCACACCAACCGGCAAAGACCAUCACUUGCAGUGGUGGUGAAGCCAACUACCAUCCCUCGGGAAAGCGGGGAUUGACGCCUCGCGAAGUUGCCUGCAUCCAGACAUUUCCUAUGGGGUUUGUGUUCUGCGGCACAAACAGGCGUAAGCAAAUUGGGAAUGCUGUCCCAGCUCGGCUUGCCGAGGCGAUUUUCAAAGAAGUCCGCAAAUCAUUGCGGAGAACAGAUGCGAUGGAGGAGGAGGAAGCUCGGACCGGAGCUUGA